Pundamilia nyererei is the source of this 6901-nucleotide messenger RNA. RefSeq names its product contactin associated protein family member 5a (gene cntnap5a). The coding region runs from base 460 to 4350 and encodes 1296 amino acids. NCBI's taxonomy places the organism in Eukaryota, Metazoa, Chordata, Actinopteri, Cichliformes, Cichlidae. The record is from RefSeq and is a predicted model, not a curated record. The transcript is spliced from 24 exons.
CCAAACGUUUGUCAUCGGUGCUGAAGUGCGCUGGACUUGAGCUUGAACCCCGUGUUUUCUGGAAACGUCCACAGCAGCUUCUGCUGUGCGGUGGAAUGAAGUCAUCAGCAGCCUGCAAAGUGUGCUAUUUUAUGAUGUCUGAACACGCGGAGCGAUAUACAGCAGCGAUUGCGGCUUUUCUCUGCGGAUCUUUGCUAUUGUUCUGUGUUUUAUAGCAGUGCUCGGGCAUCGCAGUGCUCCGCUCUGCCAAUAAAAUGUGAACCCGACAAAGAGAGAGAGAGAGGCAGAGAGGGGAGCGGGGUGGGCUGUGCCUCGCAGUGAGGGAGUGCCAUCGUGGGAGCGGUUUGCUCCUUCACAUCAGACCUCUGCUAUCCCUCCAAGCCGGAGGACCGAGGAGGAGCCGCCGUCCUGCGUUGCUCUCUGCGGACUCACGGAUAAUAGCGCACUACAGCUGAGAAAAUGGUUUUGCUGCUGCCGAUGGUUACCCUUUACACGCUGAGCGUCUUUAGCGGAGCAUCCGCCGCCACUCACUAUAAUUGUAACGGCCCUCUGGUAUCGGCGCUGCCCCAUUCAUCCUUUCAGAGCUCCUCUGAGUCCUCCGUCAGCUAUGCUGCCUACAACGCCAAGCUCAACAGAAGAGAUGGUGCAGGAGGUUGGUCUCCAAUGGUAACUGACCAGGAGCCCUGGCUCCAGGUGGACCUCAGGGAGCAGAUGGAGGUGACUGCUGUAGCCACACAGGGACGCUAUGACAGCUGGGACUGGGUCAGCAGUUACCUGCUGCUCUACAGUGACACAGGCCGGGCUUGGAAACAGUACAGACAUGAGGAUGGCGUAGGGAGGUUUGUCGGGAACGGGAACUCGGAGAGCGUCGUUCAGAACAAGCUGUCCCACCCUGUGAGGACACGCUUCCUGCGAUUCGUCCCCCUUGACUGGAACCCCAGUGGCUGGAUGGGCCUCAGGGUGGAGGUGUACGGGUGCUCCUACAAGUCAUACGUGGCAGACUUUGAUGGCAGAAGCUCAUUGCUGUAUCGGUUCAACCAGAAGUCCAUGUCGACGGUCAAGGACGUGAUCUCUCUGCGCUUCAAAAGCCAUCAGGCCGAGGGCGUAUUGCUGCAUGGAGAGGGGCAGAGAGGAGAUUACAUCACCCUAGAACUUCACAGAGGAAGACUGGACCUCUACCUCAACUUAGAUGAUAGCAGAGCGAGGUUCAGCAGCCAUCGUGUUCCUGUCACUGUGGGCAGUCUGCUGGAUGACCAGCACUGGCACUCGGUUCAUAUAGAGCGCUUCAACAAGCAGGUUAACCUCACAGUGGACUCCUACACACAGCGCUUCCAAACCAAAGGGGAAGGACACUCACUGGAGGUGGACUACGAGCUGAGCUUUGGAGGGAUCCCGUUGCCGGGUAAGCCCGGCACCUUUCUGAGGAAGAACUUCAAUGGUUGCAUGGAAAACCUCUACUACAACGGGAUCAAUGUCAUAGAUCUGGCAAAGAGACGCAAGCCGCAGAUACACAGCGUGGGCAAUGUGACCUUCUCGUGUUCGCAGCCCCAGCUGGUGGCUUGCACCUUUGUGAGCUCCAGCAGCAGCUUCCUGUCGCUCCCAUCAGCAUCGCCUGCUGUGGGGGGUUUCUCCGUUCGCUUCCAGUUCAGGACGUGGAACCCGGAGGGGUUGCUGCUCUCCGUCCAACUCAACCCAGAUCCACAGAAGCUGAGGCUGCAGAUCAGCAACAGCUGGCUACGCCUGACCCUCCACAGCUCGGGACGACAGAAAUCAGAGGUCUCAGCCGGCAGGAGAGUCAGCGAUGGGCUGUGGCACUCUGUGAGCCUCGACGGCAGGAACCUACAGAUCACUCUGACUGUGGAUAACGAGCCCUCCUCCACUAUUGAACUUUGGGAACAAGUGCAAUCCAGAGGCAGCUUAUACUUUGGAGGCUGUGCUGCGACUGCUCCAGACUGCCAGGGCUUUGCUCCGGCGUUCCAGGGUUGUAUGCGGCUCAUAUUCAUCAACAGCCAGCUGAUGAAUCUCAGUCAUGUACAGCAAGGACUGCUGGGGAAUUAUAACGAGCUUCAGUUCGACACGUGCAAUAUAAAAGACAGAUGCCUUCCUAACCUGUGUGAGCACGGAGCGCGCUGUUCUCAGAUGUGGAGCUCUUUCUCCUGUGACUGCUCGGGGACGGGUUAUGCUGGAGCGACAUGUCACAACUCCAUUUACGAGUCUUCCUGUGAGGCCUACAAGCUGAGUGGCAGCUCAUCGGGCUUCUACUUCAUUGAUCCAGAUGGGAGUGGUCCUUUGGGGCCCACACAGGUAUACUGCAACAUGACAGAGAAGAAGGUGUGGACCGUGCUGUCCCACAACAGCACAGCUCCGGUCACAGUUCAGACCUCAUCCCUUCAGAAACCUCACGUCAUGAUCUUCAACUACAGCGCUUCGGCCAAACAACUACGUGCCAUCGUAUCUGGGUCGGAACAGUGCCAACAGGAAGUGGUUUACAACUGCAGGAAGUCCCGUCUUUUUAACACAAAAGAUGGCAGUCCGCUUUCGUGGUGGCUGGACCGGGAAGGAGAAAAGAGGAGCUACUGGGGAGGCUUCCUGCCUGGAGUUCAGCAGUGCUCCUGCAGCCUGGAGGAGAACUGCAUUGACAUGAACUACUUCUGCAACUGUGAUGCUGACACAGACACAUGGGCUAAUGACACAGGAGUCCUCUCCUACAAAGACCACCUACCAGUGAGCCAGAUAGUGAUCGGAGACACCGACAGAAUGGGCUCGCAGGCUGUCUACCACAUCGGCCCUCUGCGUUGUUAUGGAGACAGGUCGAUAUGGAACGCAGCCUCUUUCUACCAGGAGUCGUCGUACCUGUACUUCCCCACCCUACAGGCAGAGCUGGCGUCUGACAUCUCCUUUUACUUCAAGACCAGCACUCCUUCUGGAGUGUUCCUGGAGAACCAGGGCCUCAAGGACUUCAUCAGAGUCGAGCUUAGCUGUGAGUGCACGUUGUCUUUCUCCUUCGACGUGGGAAACGGUCCGGCGGUCCUGUCCGUGAAGUCCCACGUCCCUCUGAAUGACAGGCAGUGGCACUACGUGAGGGCGGAGCGCAACGCCAAGGAGGCCUCCGUGCAGGUCGACCAGCUCCCCCUCCGCUUCCUGGAGGCUCCGGCUGACGGACACCUCCGCUUACGGCUCAGCAGCCAGCUGUUCGUAGGAGGAACGGCGUCCCAGCAGAGAGGCUUCCUGGGCUGCAUCAGGUCUCUGACCGUCAAUGGUGUCAGCUUCGAUCUGGAGGAGAGGGCCAAGAUGACGCCGGGAGUGAGCGCCGGCUGUCCCGGCUACUGCACCGGAUCCAGCAGCCUCUGCCACAACCGAGGGAGGUGCGUGGAGAAAAGCAACGGCUACAUCUGUGACUGCUCACAGUCUGCCUACGGAGGAACCACCUGCAACCAAGAGGUGUCUGUGUCCUUCGACAGAGAGUCCUCCGUCACCUACACCUUCCAGGAGCCCUUCUCAGUGAUGCAGAACAGAAGCUCUCAGGCCUCCACCUCCUCCACGGACAGCAGAGCCAGAGAGGACGUGGCCUUGAGCUUCGUCACCUCCCAGAGACCAGCCAUGCUGCUCACUGUCAGCACCUUCAGCCAGCAGUACAUCGCUGUCAUCCUGGCCACAAAUGGGAGUGUGCAGAUCUGGUAUCACCUGCAGACAGGCAAGAAACCGGACGUCUUCACUCCCACCCCGAGUAAUCUGGCAGACGGACGUCUUCAUCGAAUCAGAAUCCACCGAGUCGGCAAAAACCUCUAUGUACAGAUCAACCAGGACAUCCACAGAAAGUACACACUGUCAUCUGACGCAGAGCUGAUCCUCAUACGAUCGCUGACGUUAGGCAAAGUCACCAGAAUGGAGAAUUUUGAUGAGGAAGUGAUACAAGGAGCUUCUAAAGGUUUCAUUGGCUGCCUCUCCUCAGUCCAGUUUAAUCAUGUCGCACCACUGAAGGUAGCGCUGACCAAUCGCGGGAGCUCAUUGGUCACCGUCCGUGGCCCGCUGGUCCAAUCAAAUUGUGGCGCGCUAGCCGAGUCACAUACUCUGCAAGAUCAGGCUGUAAAUGCAAAUAAAGACAAAGAGCAGCGUGCCGGCAGCACCCAGAAGGAUUUGGCUGUAAUAGCAGGUGUGGUCACUGCAGUGGUCUUCAUAACCGUGUGCGCACUGGCUGUGGUGAUCCGCCUGGUGUACCAGCAGCGGCGGGCCCAGAGGAGCAGCGGCAGCAUCAAAGAGGAGCACAGACACAGCAUGUACACAGACUACAGGACUGAGCUGCACCUCCACAACCCAGUCAGAGACAGCGUGAAGGAAUACUACAUCUGACUGCAGCGUGCAGCCGAUGUCACAAACUUACCUCUUUCUUCUAAAGGACUCACAGGUGGACGUGCUGCCGCAGGAUUUCUUACAACACUGCAUAUCUCCGCCCUGGAAGUUCCCCAGGGACUCUGCAAAAGUCAGCAGACUCCACUCUCAAUGCUCCUGUAAAAGCAGGCGGCUGAAUCUUUGCAGCUCGUAGUGUAUUUGAUGUUGGUGAAAUUGUCAGAAUCAAGCUGCCGUGGUUUCCGUCAUUGCGAAAUGUGUAAAGCAAAAGUCGAUCGUUCCCAGGGGUGAACGCGGGGGCGUGGACGAGCGCAGCGAGCGCAGAAGCCGCCGACCGUCCUGAAUGUGCACAACAAUAUUUCCACAUUUCUGUGGGACUCACUAAAUUGUAUUUGUUAGUCAGGAAAUGUAGGCAAGGCCUGUAAGAUAUGCAUCCAUCCGCUGCUCUCUAUUUGUGUUUCCACUGGGGGUGAAUGUCGCAGCAAAGGGACAACACUGCCGACACUGUGAGUGCCUGAUUUGCAUAUCUGUUUGGAUUUGAGUUCUUGCUGUGACCCUCACAGACGCAGGCACAUGUCCCCACAAAAGAGCUUAUUGUCAUUCGCUGAAGAAAAUGGGAAUUUCAUAGAAUUUCAUCGUCUCUAGAGCGCAGCCGUUGGCGAGGGGUGACCAUCGCUAACAUUUCUUUCAACAGGCUGUUUACCACGGCGCGGUUGAUAGCAGCGUGCAAACUGACAGAUGGAACAGGCCCAUAGAUUCUUUGUUGAUGUGCAGCGAGGGCCUCAUUUAUCAACGUCUGCAGGACGAAAAUAAUAAUAAUGAUGACCAUGAUAAUAAAAACUGAUCGCGUGCCCACAGCACAGUGUUCAGCACAUCAUGAAGUUACCCUCAGCACAUAGACGGGGGUCCACACACCCACAUAUUUGAGGUUUCUGAGUGGGAGAAGUGACCACAAUAACCCCUGUUUGUGUUGUCGUCAUUCCCAGAUUCAUGUCACAAAGGUGUGACCAGCGUGUGAGGCUGCCGUGCUCACAGACGACCUCACACAGACGUGUCACAUAUGUAAGGGGUGGAUGUAGCCGCCAUGGCAUCCUUUAGAGUAGCCUCGUGCUGAGCACUGAUAGCCCAGCAAUCAGUCACACUGUAAAGCCCUGUUUUAUUCUCUGUUUGACUCAACGAGGACCAGUGAACAUCUCGUCACAGUCUUUUCUAUAAACCUGGCCACACCAAGUGUUACGUGGAUAAAUGAACAUCGGUGGAAUUUGAAUCUGACGUCGCUACUUUCAUGUGACAACAACAAAACGUACAAACGUGAUAUUAACGAGGAGAAAAAGCUGAUAAAUGAGGCCGACUCAGUGUCAACAGCGAGUGUUGCAGCUGUUUCUGUUCAUAAUGAAGGAGAUGCAAUGUGUAAAAAAGGUGUGAAUUGUGUCAUAAAGUAGCAGAAAUAAGAAAAUAGCUGAGAGAAAUGUAUUAUUUAUAGCAGUUAUUUGUGACAAGACUAAAGGGUGUAAUCAUCAAGCAGAGGGUCCACGUGAAACACCACAGGCAGCCAGUAGCAGCCGUUACAGCCUCCAACCCUGCAGCUUGUGUUCAGUAACAUACAGACAGCAGUUUGCUUCAUACGACAGGUUUUGGGUUCACAGAAGUCACAGUAACGAGGUUUCGUGGAGGAGAACGUCCGAACUUUGCUGGCAAAUGUCUGGGAGUUGUUUCAUAGAGCAUUCACUUGUGGAGCACCAAAGCCGUAGAGCAGAAGUUUAAUCUGGCUUGUAUUUUAGAGCACUAACCGGCGGUGCUUAGAGCUUUUUGCAUAAAAGAAGACGGCCAAUAUCAUACCGGAUGGAAUGAAUUUAUUUUCAGAUUUACUGGGAGUGCAGUGGUUUCUGUCUCAAAUGGACGUGACGAAGGCAAAUUAAAGGACGGAUGGAAAUGGAGACUACUUUGCUUUUUUAGAUCCUUGCUUCUAGUGGGCACGAAGGUGAUGCCAGAGAAAACAAAUCACGUUGUCUAAAUUUCAAAAGCAGCCUUUUGAGCCCAGUUCUGCAUUAUCAUACUGAUCUCAUUAUCCUGGGCUCAGCUGCUCUCUGGCUGCAUUCCUGUCUUUGUCACCAUCAGUUAUGCUUUGAACUUAACGGGCUAAACGUAAAGGUUAAGUCCAAAGAAAAGCUGACAGAAACACGGCCAUUUAUUUAGCAUCUUGUCAUGAACUCAAGUGUUCAUUCUCCUGGGAUCUGAAUGUCAGAAUAAAAUGUUUAAAAAACAAAGCAGUGAGAUUUCCCUCACGUAGAAAUGUUUGGACCGGUGCACUGAUGCGUACAAAGACUGGAGCUCCAGCUGAGGAAGGACAGCGGUGUGGCUGAGCCCGUGUACCCUCUCUGUGCAUGUCCUCCAAAUACGCCUGAAGAUGAUCCCCAUAUUUGUGAAUGAAUGCAUACCUCUGAGAGUUUCAGUUACACUGCAAUGGGUAAUAUCAUGUGCUCACUUCUUAAUGAUUUGUAUAGCUGCGGUUUUAUUAAGAAUCUAUUGUAUAGAUGUAUAAUUUAAUAAUAAA